Cladocopium goreaui is the source of this 4562-nucleotide messenger RNA. Lineage: Eukaryota; Dinophyceae; Suessiales; Symbiodiniaceae. The record is from the annotation of a GenBank genome assembly.
UUGCCAGCCAUGAUAUUGUUCCACACGAUACGUCCCGGACUUAUAUUUUUUCUGCAAAUCCAAUGCUGCUUGUCCAGCAUGACUUGCUUUGAAGAUGGGAUCCCCUUGAGCAAGAGGGCGAACAUCACCAUAGAUGAUAUAGCCGGGCCUCUUUCAACAUGGCGCCUCAGCUGGGAUUCAUCUUUGCUUCUGAGCCACAUUUUUGAAAUUCUCGCUGCAGAAAAACUUGGAUUUGUUGUGGAUGCGGAAACAGGACCCAGCAGUACAGAUGUCCUUUACAUGCUAGCAGGCUGCUCUCAAAGAGCGCCGGAUGAUGUAAAGGCCGAUUGCAUCCUUCCUCGGCGUUUCCAUUUCUGUUUCGAAAGCUGGCAGGGCUACUCCUCGUACGUUCAGCCACUGCUGGAACAGCUGGAAGAGCGUGCGCCAGUGAAUUUGGGAUCCGUUGGCUAUCCGGGAACCUCGGGACUUUUCGUGCAAGGUGCUGCACUUGAUGCGGGCCUUCAAGACAGUGGCCUUUCCUUGGAGUUCUACAGCAAUUACGAUGCAAGAUGGUUUCACCCAGAGAAGUACACACCAAAUGUUUCAGAUGUGAAUAUGAGCCGACUACAAACUUGUGAUGAAAGUGUGAACUCCUACUAUGGGUAUCUUGGAGCAGAAUAUCUCAAUCGAACCGGAGAUUGGGGUGGAGUAAAAAUUGAGAAUGGCACUGGGACGGUGCUGUUGAAGUGCUGGGAAGAAAAGUGGUGGCUUUCACCAGUAUGCCGCAGCAAUCCAGACGAUUGCAUGCCUGUGAUUACUGGGGGAACAGGAUAUGGUUUGUGGCUGAUGCUCCAGCAAGCGUUUUGGCACAACAUGCCUUUGGCAUUCGCAACUGGAAAACGUGAACCAAUAGAUGAAUAUGUAGUUCUGGGACGGGAACUUCAAAGUCUCGUCUAUUGGUGGACUCCGGAUGUGAAAUUUGCCCUAUCAGAAGCAACAGCGGUCAUCUUUCCAAAGCACAAUCCGGCAGAGCAUAGACGGCAGAUCUACAAGAGCCAACGACAGGCCACGGUUCUGACAAAGUGGGCAUCUGCAGACAUGCAGAAAGUGGCCAAUCGCGCUCUUGCGUUGGCCGAAAGCCUCACUUUGUCAGAGCCCGAAAUCCAAGAAUUGCUGGUUGCUCAUUUGGCAUCAGGUGAUGAUCCGUGGACAAGUGCAUGCAAAUGGCUCAAACGCACUUCGCACUGGACAACCUGGUUGCCGAGCGACACUCAAUGUGCGGAAGGCAAGGGCUUGGUAGAUGCCCAAGGUGUGUUUGUCUUGAAAGAAAGUCAUGCGAUAUCUUGCUCAGUAUGCCCAGUUGGAACCUACUCCAAAAGACUGGAGACGACUCGAAUCUGUGAAGCAUGUCCUCCUGGUGAGCAUCAGAGCCUUCCAGGGGAGACGAGCUGCACUCCUUGUGAAGUUGGAACGAUGGCAGCUGAGAAAGGAUUGAUGGAGUGUGUACCGUGCCGAUUGGGCCAAUAUGCUAAUGCCACUGGUAUGACUUUUUGCCAUCAAUGUGGUUAUUCCAUGGCACCAGCACAGCUCCGUCUCUGGACCACAAGUCAAAAGGUUGUCCAAGACGGAGAAAUGUGGAUUCAGGUGCAGGGAGCUACGGAUGAAUCGAUGUGUGGCUGCAUUCCAGGAACGUAUUUGUCACCGAUUAGUUUGGAUUGCGACGUCUGUGGUGUUGGAUCCGAAUGUCCUGGCUCCAGCAAGUUGGUGCUCCUUCCUGGUUAUCAUUCCUUCGAGAACAAUCCUGGCAAGAUCUUCGAAUGCUUCGGAGACUCUGAGCGGUGCCCGGGCGGGUUGCCAGGAACUUGUGCUGCAGGGAGAGACACGAACACUGUUGCCUGCAGUCAAUGCUUACCAGGCUUGCAUGGUGUGAGCGGCAAAUGCAUACCUUGCGUUGGUGGGGACUAUGCCAUCUUGAGUAUCUCCGCUACGCUGGUUGUAUGUGCGAUUGUAUUGUUGUACUGGAUCUUUGUGAAGGAAGGUGUCAAAGCCAGGCAAUCCAGCAACUUGUUGAUUGUAGGACUUGCACUCAGUCAGUUGCUUACAACAGUUCAGCUCUUCAGUGUGAUCAAUCAAAUGCAGAUCAAUUGGUUGGAACCCUUGAACAGUUGGUUGGGACUUGCAAAUUUGCUGAGCUUUGACCUGGACUACAUCUCCAUUGGCUGCGUUGCACCCCUUGCGGCCCUGCCGCGCUUCACUCUCCAGACCUUUCUGGUGUUGGCUCUUUUCCUGGUCGCAGUCCUUGUGCACUUUCUGUUCCAGGUGAAGAAAAAUUUGGGCAACCAAAAGCGAGAUUGGCAGAACGGCCUGCUUGCGAGGACCUUAGGAAGCCUUUUCAUGGUCUUCUACAUCUCCGUCUUGGCAUCUUUGCUGACUCCAUUCAGAUGCAAUGUGCACCCCAACGGACUUUCAAGCGUGCAGGGGUACAACGAAGUGCUUUGCAAUGGGAAAGACGAGCAUUUGCAGAUGUCCUUGCUUGGUGGCUUCGGUCUUCUCUUGCCCAUCAGCUUUUUGGCGCUUUCCACAUGGGUAGUUGUCCUUGUGCUUCCACAAAGAUUGCGCGAAGCUGACGUGACAUUCAUGCAAAGUUGCAAUUUCCUGUUUGCACGAUUUCGGCCUGGGGCUGAGUUCUUUUCAGUCCUCUUCCUGGUACGGAAUCUCUUGCUUGCAUUCUUACCAUUGCUACCAACAGCAAGUGCACGAGUACUAGGGAUGAAUCUCAUGUUAGCGUUGCACGUAACUCUGACAGCGUUCUUCAAACCAUGGAAGCUGACGGCCUCAAACUAUCUGGAGCUUUUUCUCGGAAUUUUGCUGAUUUUGCUCAUCACGUUGGGCACUCUUUUUGUCCGAGAGGUGGACGAAUUCAGUGCCCUUGUGACUUGCGUGACGAUCUUCUUAGCAACCUUCGUGGCAAUUUUUGGCUGCAUGCUCUUCGGUUUCAUCAAAUAUUUGAGAGGAAAGAGGCACAAGAAGUUCAGAUACUUUCUGUGUCACCACAAGAAUGCAGCUGGAAGUGUGGCUCGGUUGUUGAAGAUGGAGUUGCAGAAGAGAGGCCGUCAGUACACCACCUUUGUAGACUGUGAUGACCUGCAUGAUCUCACAAAGCUGUUUUGGUAUGUUGGGCAAGAUACAAGCACCUUUUUGAUCCUGGGAUCCAGCGAAGUAUUGAAGAGGAAAUGGUGCGUCGGUGAGAUGGUCACCGCACGGGUGCACAGUGUGCAUGCACUCUUGCUCACCUGGCCCGACUUUGCGCGGCCUGACGAUGCAUUUAUUGAACAAUACUGCAAAGCGGUUCCAGACAUCACUGAUCUGGCAAGAUUCAGCAUUAGCAGGUUAGAUGUAGAGGAGACUUUGCGAUGGCUCAACACCUUAGAGUCCAUCACGAUGCCGCGCUCUGUGAACUCAGAAACGAUUGCAUCUGUGGUGGAUUCUUUGUGCAACGGUGAUAGAAGCAUGCGGUUCCUGUCCCAUGCAAAGGGAGAGCCAGACUGCUGCAUCAUUGCAGAUUUGAACUACAUGGAGGCUGCUGCGACCGCGUACAUUUUGUACAACAUCCUCGGUAAAGAGCUGCGACGCAGCAGUCGAUGCGCAUCCCCCCGAGUGAUAAUGGAGGGUGAAGCCAUCCCAGACAUAGCAGAGGCUGCACUAAUGGUGUGCAGCAACGGCUGCUUCUUGUGUCCCCAUGUCGCGGAUGUUCUUCUUCAAAUUGCCAGGUUGCAUCGGUGCAGCCUCCUGCCCAUCUUAUCGGAUGACUCCUUCCGAUUUCCAGAUGAAGAUUUCUUUAGUGAGUUGGUUCUACAAGCGCCAGUGCAAGGGCUGGAUAUUCGUUUGUAUGCCAAGGUCAUCAGGGUGAUGUUCAAGGAGAUUGCCAUUGUCUUUUCGACAUAUAACUCCACACAGGACGACCUUCAGCUGCGGGGCAGACAGAUUGUGAAUCGCAUCGACUCCAAUUCCAGAUCCAUCUCUUCGAAGCUCAACAGUCUGUUGCCGCAUAGUUUGAGUGGUGACUUGGAGGCUAUUCAAAGAACAUCCAGCAUAGGCUUCGAAGGCUUGAAGGCGGAUGAGAAAUCUGAGAAGGAUCAGGAUCUUCACGAUCCUUCUGAAGUGAAGGGUGAAUUGCUCAAGCUUUACUCUGCAGAAUUCGAAUGUCCCACAACUAGUUCUUCUUUUUGACUUGCGGCAAAGCCAGCAAGUCACGAUCCAUGACAUUGUUUGCGUCAUGCCUUCUUAUUUCUUUAGUUUUUGAGAAACACUUGUUUGAGUCUGUCAAAGGAAGACUUGACCUGUGUAUAUCCUAGAAUUCCAAGGGAAGUUGUUUGCCCUUCUCACGUUUCAGACUAGAAACUACUAAACAGGCAGGCCCAGCCGAUCUGAGCAGUAUAUAGGCUUUACAUGUGUUGCCAAGGAAUGUGAGAACUUUUGCGUGAAGAGGUCACAAGCUAAUCUUCUGACGAGAUAACGAGGAAGUCACUCAGAUUUUUCGUGUACAUAAGAAGCAAAUGGCAGUCAACACAAUAAAAGGAAGA